This is a messenger RNA of Puccinia graminis f. sp. tritici CRL 75-36-700-3, 1277 nucleotides long. RefSeq lists its product as uncharacterized. Bases 6 to 1004 code for a protein of 332 amino acids. Gene Ontology annotation, cellular component: RecQ family helicase-topoisomerase III complex; nuclear body. The transcript has 4 exons. The record is from RefSeq and is a predicted model, not a curated record. Lineage: Eukaryota; Fungi; Basidiomycota; Pucciniomycetes; Pucciniales; Pucciniaceae. Gene Ontology annotation, biological process: resolution of meiotic recombination intermediates; double-strand break repair via homologous recombination.
CAUAUAUGCGCCCACCAUCUUAUAACUGCAUUCACACCCAUUUGUUUUGCCAGCAACGAUCGAUAACACAUUCCCCGGUCAGAAUGGCCGACAGUGUUGUUCCACGAGCAGUUAGAAAUUGGUUCAGGACGACUUAUCCGACUCUAGUCUUCGAAGAAACUUGGCUAACACAGUGCUGUGAAUAUCUUCAAACUCACUUCGACCUGACCCCACCACAGUUGAUCAAAAAAAUAGAAAAUCAACUUUUGUUAUCCGAUUUAUCAACCUCAACUUCUGCAGAAACGCCCCCUUUGAAGGACCUGUGGAUACCUGAACAAGAUGCUGAACGUCAGACAAAAGUGCAACAUCUUCCGAACCGAGGAAUCUUGGUGCAAAUCCAGUCGAUCACUGAGAUCGGUCAUUCGGCGCUUUCGCUUCGGACUGUUCACCAGAAACUCAUAGAUGAUGCGCAAGGAAGAGAUCGGGUCUUAGAUCUGGAGGACCCGGAAUCGCAGGACCGGCAAGCACCAAUCCUGUAUCCCAGGGCCAUGCUCAAGUUUGAUCUGAGUGAUGGGCAUCAUACGAUACCAGCAAUCGAGUACCAAAAGAUCGAUGGCCUCAGUUUGGCUGAAACUCCUCUAGGGUGCAAGCUGUUGAUUAAAUCCGCCACGAUCAGGCGCGGCCUUUUACUGCUUACCUCCGAAAACACUACUAUCAAAGGCUUCCAAGUAGAUGAAUUAGAUCUGAACCGCGAUCGUAUCCUUCAGGAAGGACUCAAUGCGCGUUUAAGCCGAGCCGCAGAUAACCCAGAACGUAAUGACGAUCAACAAGCCAUGAACCGGAUUCCAAAUGGCAAUGGUGUCACAAACUCUUCGGCAACCUCGUUUCAAUCCGCAUCGAUCGUCAAUACGCAUGACCCUUCAUCAGUCACUCAACCAAGAGUGAUUGUAGACCUGAGUGACUCAGAUAACUACUUUGAUGAUAACUCGGACUUCGAAGCUCAACUGUUGGCUCAUGAUAUUUAAUCAUCUCUUUUUUUUUUUGGAAGUCUACCCUUCCAUCAUCGUCUUUAUUCUUGAAACAUUUUUUUUCAAUAACUCGCCGGCUCAUGAACCUACUGCGAACCAAUCCACUGAUCAAAAAACCAUCAAAAAAUUCCUGACAUGUAUUGUUUUGCUGUCUAUCUACUCUUCCUAUAAAUAACCAUUGUCAGUAUCAUUACCUAGUCUUUCAGAGACCUAUUGUAGCCUCUUGCUGGCUGGUGUGGUGAGAUCUGUCUCUCUAGACUGAAUUUCUUA